Molecule: messenger RNA, 2235 nt
Organism: Varanus komodoensis (Komodo dragon)
Lineage: Eukaryota; Metazoa; Chordata; Lepidosauria; Squamata; Varanidae
Gene: CCDC71L
Product: coiled-coil domain containing 71 like
Exons: 1
Coding region: 462-1301 (279 amino acids)
Source: RefSeq, a predicted model, not a curated record
GAAAUAUAAUGGCUUCCAUGAUGGAUUUGAUCUGAUGUGGUUCGUGGGGGUGGGGCUUCCCUGAGUGAUGCAAUUCAAACCGGCCAAUUAAAGAAAGCCAAGGGUUUGGAAAGGCGUGGAAAACGCAACCUCCCCGCGAAGGGCUUUAAAAGAGCACCAUUUUGUGCCGGCUGUCUGAGAGGCGGUAGGAUAUCGAUCAGUGUCUUCCGCCUUGUUGAAACGGAAGAAGUUAAGGAUUGCAAAGAAAAAGUGCCUCUUCCUACGUAGCUUUAAAAAAGGGAAGAAGAAAGGGGGAGCUGUGGAGAAAGCAGCAGGAGGCAGAAAUCGAGAGCGGCCCCUGAUCCCACACCACUUUCCCGGGCGCAAUAGCUGCCCGACGGCAGGCGGCGGCGCUGGAGAGGACUGGAGCUCGCAGUAGUAGCCGCCAGCGCCACGGCGCGAGGAGGAGGAGGAGAAAGAGGAUGAAGCAAGGAGGAGCUGGAGCCGCCGCUAGCCAUGGGGCGGCGGCGGCAGCUGCCACCGCUGCUGCCCCAGUGGCCGCCGUCGACCCCAGGCUGGACCCGCCGAGCUCGGAAGUGGCGGCCGCGGCGGCGGAGAAAGUUGUUCACUCUCGCUCGCAGGUACUGUUUUGCGACGGCACCAAAGCGCUGGGCGACGCCUUCAAGCUGGUAGUGCCCCAGUCAACGGAGUUCAUGAGCUCGGACGCCGAGCUGUGGAAUUUCCUGUGCAGCCUAAAGCACGAGUUCUCGCCGGUCAUCCUCCGCAGCAAGGACGUUUAUGGAUACGCCUCCUGCCGGGCCGUGGUGCCAGACGUGCCCGGGGGCUUUUCGGCGACAGCGAGCAGAAGGGACCGGCCGUGGAGGAGAGCCGCCGCCAGGGGGAGGCGCCUGCGAGCUGCUGCUGGAGGCGACACUAAGAGCAGAGGAGGCGGCGCCGGUGCAAAAAAGGUGGCCAGAAAGCGCAGCAGCGCGGUGCUGGUCGCGGCCCCGUCGCCCCCAGAGGCGCUCUCCUCCGGUGGUGAGGGGCUGCAGGAGGAGCAGCCCCAAACAGAGGAGGAGCAGGCGUCCCCUGGCCCGGGGGCUUUGACCUUUCCCCCGUGGACUCCCUUUGAGGGCAGGUCUCUCGAAGAAAUCUGGAGGGAGGCCACUCCCAGCCUCACCGCUUUCCCCACCAUCAAAGUGCGCGGAAACGUGUGGAAGCGGCGCAGCUUGGAAGCCGCCCGGCGCAGGGCGGAGCGCAUCUUGCGGGUGAACCUGGCGCCCUUGGUGAGGCUCCGUCGCUUCCCACUGGCCGGCUGCUGAGGAAGAAUGACGGAGAAAAGAACCGCGGUACUCUUCCUCUCCCCUGCCCGCCCCCUCUUGUCACCCUCCGAGUAUUGAAGAAAGGGGGGAAAAAACCCGGGCUUUGCUUGUCUCCCCCAUCCCCAUGUAGCGAACAAACGAAUGGAGAUGAAUGUCAGUCACCUGUUUACAAUUGCUUUAUUCUGGCUUGUGUCCUCCUAUUCAAUUAACUGCACUUUAGGGCAAAGACUGAGGGAGGUGGCCCCUCUGCUGUCCCUCCACUCUGCCCCCUGUUGGUUACUGACCUGCUUCCUACACAAGGCUGUGACUUAACAUUAAGACAGCUGACCCUCAUCACCUUAGGCUGAGAAAACUACCUGGCACAAAGAAGAAAUCCAUUGUUAUUCCACUUUCCUGUAGCCUCAUAACUUUCUUUCUUCUCCUUGGACUACCUCAGUAGUCUAGGAAAGAGACCAGUUGCUUUCCUCCUUUGCAAAGGAACUUUAUAUCCUUCCAGCACAAUAAUUUGCUAACUGAUUUUUCCUCUUUAAGAUGUAGCCAAUGGACUUCUCAUGUAUGACUUCUGUGCUAUUGCACUAUAUACUCAGGGUUACUUGAAUAUGCCAAGUGUUUUCACUUUUGGAUGUUUGACUGACAAGCUUUGACCAAGGAUGUUCAAGGAAUGAAGACUUAACAGCUCAUAGCUGAUUUGAUGGUGCAAAAUGUUUUACUCCUUGUCCUUUUUAAAACAUUCUUAUGUAAAUGAGUUGGACUCAAUAAUCUACACAAAUUUGAUCUAAUGUUCAGAUGCUUUUGUAUAAGAUGUUUUUUAGCUAAAAUGAACUAGUACUUCUGUUACAGUUUCUGAAGAUGAGAAUUGUAUUGGAUUCAUCCAUUUUAUAAUCUUUACUUUAGAGAAGCUCUUACCUUAAAUAAAAAAUUAAUAAGUCUAAAA